UUGUUUUGAAAAAUCGGAAGGCAUGUGGUAGAUCUACCAAAAUUUUGACAUCAUGAUCAUCUGAUCUACUCUCAACGUUUACAUUUAAAAUGGAAGUAUUUCGGAUGGUAGAACUUGGAACUGAGAUCGUCACGUAUCUCAUGAUGUUAAGUGCCAUACCAGCAUGUAUAGCUGUUUACAAGUCCAGGGAUCCAAACAAGAUGAACUACAUCUUCUGCCUCUUAGGACUGUUAAAUGCUUUUGCUGGAAUUGUGUAUGGACAGAUUCUGCAGAAUAAUUCCUUGAUUACUAUUAACUGGGUCUGUGCUGUCUUCCAAGCUGUUUUUGUUUUAACCAUAAUUCUUGUCAGCCAACCAAAGAGUAAACCAAUGACACAGGCCACUAUGGCAGGACUAGGGCUCCUGACAUUUUAUCAGUAUCUUAUCCAUGUUGUUGUCCAUGAGACAGCUAUCCUUAAUGUACUUGGUAUAUUCAUGUUUGUCAUGGCAACUGUAACCUGGGCAACACCAGUACUAGAAAUUAGAGACUGUAUUAUGAAGCAGAGUUCAGCAGAUAUAUCUAUCUCCAUGCUGAUUGGUGGUGUUGCUUGUGCUUUAAUGUGGUUGCUUUAUGGCCUUAUGUUGGAUGACUUCUACAUUUAUUCACCAAAUGUUGUGGGAUUAGCUACCAGUGCUGGCAAAGUGGCAUGUUUGAUGAAGUACAGAUCAAAGAAAAAGAAUGAAUAAAAUCAGACAUUAUCAUUAAUUAAUAUACUAGAAAUUGAUAUAGCUUAUUGUGCCUUCAAAAUUGCAAUAUUCUGUGAUGAGAUAGUUGUUCAUGUAUUAAUUGGAAAUUGUACAUCUCAAUUAUGAAUUAUUUUGUGAUUGUUAUUUUGAUAAACUCAAUUAAGGUGCUUUGUAAA
Molecule: messenger RNA, 901 nt
Organism: Saccostrea echinata
Lineage: Eukaryota; Metazoa; Mollusca; Bivalvia; Ostreida; Ostreidae
Product: sugar transporter SWEET1-like
Exons: 6
Coding region: 90-725 (211 amino acids)
Biological process (GO): carbohydrate transport
Cellular component (GO): membrane
Molecular function (GO): sugar transmembrane transporter activity
Source: RefSeq, a predicted model, not a curated record